AUGGGAAUCGAUGAGAACCCGCAUAACAAGAAAAAGGUUGGCCAUUACAUUUCUAACCGCUCAAUUAGACCACUAGCUUGGGGUGUGGUUGAUGAGUGUCAUGGGUUGCCACUACUGAUAGACAGAGUAGCAAGAACCUUCAAAAAGAAGGGGGAAAAUGAAGUGCUUUGGAAUGAUGGAUUGAAACAGUUGAAAAGAUGGGACAGUGUCAAGCUCGACGACAUGGAUGAAGUGCUAGAACGCUUACAGAUUUGUUAUGAUGAUUUGAAAGAUGGUGAAGAGAAUCUUUGCUUUUUGUAUGGUGCAUUGUAUCUCGCAGAAAGAGAGAUAGAUGUAGAUUACUUGUUAGAAUGUUGGAAAUCUGAAGGUUUUAUUAAUGAUGCAAGUAAUUUCAAAAGUGCGCGCAACAGAGGGCAUUCGGUACUAAAUGAGCUUAUCAAGGUAUCUUUGCUGGAGAGAAGUGAUAAUAGUAAAUGUGUUACGAUGAAUAAAGUGCUUCAGAAAAUGGCGCUUAGGAUCUCAUCGCAAAAUACAAAGUCCAAAUUUUUAGUGAAGCCACCUGAGGAGUUCGAAGAUUUCCCCAAGGAGGAAGAAUGGGAACAAGCCAGUCGGAUUUCUUUGAUGGGGAGCCAACAAGGACUUUUACCAAAAACUCUAGAUUGUUCUAGUCUCUUAACAUUGUUGCUUCGAACCUUUGCUCAAAUCCUCGAGUCUAUUGAUCAUCCAGGCCACAACAUCUUGAAGUUGGUCAAUGGUGAUGAUGUAAGUCCUAUAAUCAUGAAGGUGCUAAUGGAAACCAAUGCAUUGGGACUAAUUGACUACGGAGUUUCAAGUCUAUUGGAUUUUAGCAUUGAGAAUAUGAAUAGGAUAUCUAAUUGUUUGAUUAAAGGAUGCAGUAAAAUUAAGACCAUUAUCGAUGGUGAUCGAGUAUCAGAGGCUGUGCUACAAUCGUUGGAAAAUUUGCACAUAACCGAUGUCCCAAAUUUGGAAAACAUUUGGCAGGGGCCUGUUCAAGCUCGAAGUUUGUCUCAAUUAACAACUGUGACAUUAAGUAAAUGUCCGAAGUUGAAGAUGAUAUUCUCUGAAGGUAUGAUUCGACAAUUUCUUCGACUGAAGCACUUGAGAGUUGAAGAAUGCUGUCAAAUUGAAAAGAUUAUCAUGGAAUCCAAGCAUACACAACUAAAAAACCAAGCACUUCCGGAGUUAAAGACCCAUAGUACUCUUUGA
This is a messenger RNA of Vitis vinifera (wine grape), 1227 nucleotides long. RefSeq names its product probable disease resistance protein At1g15890. Lineage: Eukaryota; Viridiplantae; Streptophyta; Magnoliopsida; Vitales; Vitaceae. Gene Ontology annotation, molecular function: ADP binding. The transcript has 3 exons. The record is from RefSeq and is a predicted model, not a curated record. Bases 1 to 1227 code for a protein of 408 amino acids.